Molecule: messenger RNA, 1155 nt
Organism: Iphiclides podalirius (scarce swallowtail)
Lineage: Eukaryota; Metazoa; Arthropoda; Insecta; Lepidoptera; Papilionidae
Source: the annotation of a GenBank genome assembly
AUGGCUGAAGAAACAAAAUCUGAUGCAAAGAGACCUAUAUCGGAUGCUGAGAGAUUGGAGUUAUGUCAAAAGCUUGAUCAAGAGCUUGAUGAUUUUAUAAAUAGCUUAGAAAGAAAACGAUAUACGGAAGGAUGGCAAGAAGACCGAUGGGAGGAAGAAAUGGACAAGCAUCCUUUCUUUAUGAAAUCCAAUCCAAAUGCAGAUGAAAUUUCACCACUAGCAGAAGGCCUAGCAAAACUUAAAUAUGACCCUGAAGAAAACACUCCACUUGAAUUGGCAACAAGUUACAAAGAAGAUGGCAACUUUAAUUUUAAGCAUAAAAAUUAUCGGUUAGCAAUUCUAGGGUACACAGAGGGAAUAAAAGUGAGGUGUGAUGAUGCAGAAAUAAACGCAAGUCUGUAUAACAAUCGAGCUGCCUCACAUUGGCACUUAAAGAACUAUAGAUCAGCACUUUUCGACAGUGAGAAGGCAUUAUCAUUCAAUGCAAACCACGCAAAAGCGAGACUACGGGCUGCUAAAUCGGCAUUUGAAGUAGCCAAGUAUGACACAUGCAUAGAGCACUGUCAGAAAUUGCUAGAAACGCAGUCAAAGGACAAGGACGUUGUCGAAUUACUUAACACGGCAAAAAAGAAAAAGAUGAUUAAGGAACGCGACGAGAGAAAAAAGAACAGAAUCCACCUAAAGAAGAACGAGGAAAAGGAAAUGGUUGUUAAAGCUAUAAUUGAGCGUGGGAUAAAGAUAUCUAAUUGUGACGAUGCUGACGAUAUAGACUUGUCGAAAUUGGAGCCAUGUUUGCCGGGAGCGGAGAAUUCUAUAGUCCACAUUGAGGAUGGUAUUCUAAAAUGGCCCGUAUUGUUUCUGUACCCCGAAUACCAGAUGACUGACUUUGUCAAGGCAUGCCCUGAAAACGUUCCGUUAACGAACCAAUUAGAGCAGCUUUUCCCCGCGCCUUGGGAUGAGAACGAUAAAUAUAAAUGCAGCACUGUCAAUAUAUACUUCGAGGGGUACGACAAAAUGCCCCACGUGGUUAAUCCAUCUAAAAACUUGGGCGAGCUGUUGCUGACGAAAUAUUUCGAACUAAAGGCGGGAACGCCGGCAUUUUUCGUUCUACCGCGUGGUAGUGUAAUCGAAAGUAGGUUCUUGGAAAGUUAUUUG